Messenger RNA from Vitrella brassicaformis, 1878 nucleotides. Lineage: Eukaryota; Vitrellaceae. The record is from the annotation of a GenBank genome assembly.
CAUGUACACACGAAGCCGUCACCGUUGGUAUGUGUGUUGGGUCUUGUGAUGUGAACCCACUCAUUCCACCUCGUCUGGUCUGCCAGCAUCCUUCUGCAUGGCUUUCCGAUGGAUGAGUCUGUCUGUCUGUCUGUCUGACUCACUUGCGAUUCCUUCUGUCUUUGUCGUCUGUCUGUGUCUCGUGUGUUUCACGCGUCUGUAUCUGUAUGUGUCUGUCUGUCUGUGAGUGUGUGUCGUGUCUUGUCAUCUUAUUAAUUAUCCGCGGCUGAAGAGGCCAAUGCCCCCGCCGCCGCCCCCGCUGGCCUGCAGCCGAGACCCAAACCCACCGCCACCAACAGCAGGCGUGGGAGGCCUGACGCACGCACGCACGCACACCACACACACAAACAGAAACCUAUUUCAGCUCACAUCUGUGCUGUGUUGGUCUCCCCCGAGCGGCCUGCCUGCCUUACCUUCUCAUGCGCGGCCCCCUGCCGAGUCCGAAUGGCUUGGUGACGCCCGGUGUGGCGGCGCCGUUGCUGUUGCUGCCGCCCACGCCGAAUCGCCCCUGCAUGCCGUUCAUGUUGCCGUGCCCGCCGUCCGCACCACCACCGCCAAACAGACGAGGGCCGUUGGGGGGGCUGUGGGUGCGGGCAGACUGGGCAGCCGCACCGAACAGACCGGUGGAUGCCUGGUGGUGAGUGCCUUCCUCAGGACGACUGACACACACACACGCCCGGACACACCGAUGCACACGCAGAGCAGAGCAGACAUGGCGUGUGUUGUUGGUGUGUAGGGGGGAUGUGUGGUGUGUGAUGUGUGUGUGGUCUGCUGACCGUGAGAAGACUUCUCUGGGUUAGUUGGCCUUGGCCUGUCCGUUGCCGAGGGCUGGUCGGUUGAUGGCGUUGCCUGGCACGCCGCCGGCGACGUUGCCUGGCACGCCGCCGGCGACGUUGCCCCUUCCUCCGCCCAUCAUGCGCGCCUUGAGCUGUCUGUAGUUCUCCUCGAGCUUGGAGUGCUGGCGGUUUUUCUUGCUGUACAACUCCUUGUAGUGGUCCUGACACACAGACAGAACAGAAAGGAACCAAGCAAGGCAAAUGACACACAACGGAUGGAUGGAUGGAUGGAUGGCCGGGAUGGUUGGCUCCCUCAGCCCCCCGCCCUCCUCCCACCCGUUCCUUGGCGAUUUCUCUGAGCUCCUCCUUCAUGUUUUCCUUCUCGGUGGACAGGCUGUUGAUCUUAUUCUCAUACUCGGACAGGGCGGCGCGACACUCGGCCUCCAAACGACGCUUAGACGCCCGCUCGUCUGCACACACCACACACGUCCAUCCAUCCAUCCAUCAUGAACACCACCCACACGAUAUCACACCGAAGUGGUGCCAACCCUACCCUGUGCUUCCUUCUUGGCGUCCCGAAGUUCCUGUAUCUUCUGGAACGACCAGAACUCGAGUGACCCCAUGGCGGCCUCCAGACAGUCGUUGGGCAGGAAGCCAAUCAAACUCAUCUGCACAAACCAACCAGACACACAACACACACACACGCUGACCAUCCGUGGCAUCAGAUUUGGUCUUCCAUCCAUCCAGUCCAUCCAUCCAUCCAUCAUCCAUCCAUCCACCCGGCCUCCAUCCCUGCCUCCCUCCCGGCCACCACCCCGCCCACCUGUUUUCUGUCGUUGAUGGCUGUGCGGCUGAAGUCGACGAGCUUGAUCUGACACUGGGCCUUGCACACGGGGCAUGACUCGUUGCUCGAGAACCACUGCUCGGCGUGCUCCAUGCAGAACACGUGGGAGCAUGACGUCAGGCAGCACUCACCAACCUCCCGCCCGCAGCCAGGCGCGUUGCACUUGAACGACAAAGCGUCAGAGCCCUCCAUCUCUGCGGAGGCCUGCGCGGCGGCUCC